AUGGCCACCAAGUCUGCCAUUGCACUCGAGAGCUCGUACCGCGUGGCGGUGAUCGGCGCCGGAUUGGCUGGCGUGAGCGCUGCCAACGCGUUGCUCGCCUCCAACAAGUUCGCGGCCAGUGACGUCUGCGUGCUGGAAGCUCAGUCGCGCAUCGGCGGGCGCGUGCAGACGCAACCGUUCAGCGACACGCUGCCGGUCAACGUGGAGGUGGGCGCCGCGUGGAUCCACGGCACCGAGGGCAACCCGUUCUCCGACUUGGCGCGCAAGUUCGGCAUCGCCUUCAAGGAGGUGGCGCCGCGGAAUCCGUGGCUGCACCCGGGCUCGUGCAAGAACUUUUUGUUCUUCAACGGACGCGAACAACUGCCUCAGCAGCAAGUGGACGAGACGUGGCAGUGGCAAGAUCUGCUCAUGCACAAGCUGCAAGCUCUGGCGACGUCGCCCAAUGCCGCAGACCACCAGCAGAAGGCGCUGUCGGCGAUCGUGGACCACCUCGUCGAGUCCGAUGAAGACUUCCGGGAGGUUGUGAAGGCUCCGAAUGCACGCGCGAGACUGGACGUGUGUUUGAAGCUGAUUGAAGUCUGGAUGGGGGUGAACGAUGAUGAAGUCCAGCUCGAUGACUUUGCUGAGAUCGAGCUCAUUGGUGACAACGCUGGUGCACACUGCAUCGCCCCUUCGGGAAUGGAGCGCUUCAUCGACAACCUGGCGGAGCCUGUGAAGGACUCGAUCCACACGAAUGUGUGCGUUACUUCGAUCAACUACGAGGGUGCGGACGGCGUUGUCAUUGAGUGCAGUGAUGGUCGUCGAGUGACGGCUGACCACGUGAUUGUGACUUCGUCGCUCGGAUUCCUUAAGUCUGGCAAGCUGCACUUCCAACCUGAGCUUCCGGCGCCCAAGUUGGGCGCCAUCCAACGCUCGAAGAUGGGCCAAUACAUGAAGAUCUUGGUGGAGUUUCCCGAUGUGUUCUGGCCCAAGAACUCGACCUUCAUCGCGCAGCUCAAGGACACGUCGGCUUCUAGUAGUGACUCGGAGCGCCGAGUCUACUUCCCGGUGGUGUUCAACUACCAAUUUGCCAAGGGGGUGCCUAUUAUCGAGGGUGUCCUAGUCGGUGAAAACGCGAGCAAAAUCUCCGCUUCCUUCACGGAUAAAGAGAUCGCACACGCCCUCUUCCUGCAGCUGCAAGAAACUUUUGGCCCGAACAUCCCGGAGCCGGUGAACCACUUCAUUACUAGGUGGGAUAAGGAUCCGUGGUCGGUGGGCGCCUACAGUUCUCUCACAGUGGAGAGUUCGGCCGAGGACCCGGCCAUUCUGCGGGAAACGGUGGCCAGCCGCGUGCUUUUUGCCGGUGAAGCCACAGACUACAAGUUCCAGGGCGCGUUGCAAGCUGCAUAUCUCUCAGGUUAG
Phytophthora sojae is the source of this 1401-nucleotide messenger RNA. RefSeq lists its product as hypothetical. Bases 1 to 1401 code for a protein of 466 amino acids. The record is from RefSeq and is a predicted model, not a curated record. Gene Ontology annotation, molecular function: oxidoreductase activity. The transcript has 3 exons. NCBI's taxonomy places the organism in Eukaryota, Oomycota, Peronosporomycetes, Peronosporales, Peronosporaceae.